AUGGAUCCUUUUAUGAUUCGCGGAACUUCGUUCGCAUUAACUCAACGUCAAACUCAAUCCGUUUCGCAGCAAUCUCACUCGAAUAGUAUGCCACUUUCAAGUUCUUCAACAGCGUUGGUAUCUGAAGAAGACAAAGAUAUGAUUAGUGCACUAUCCGUGCAAACACAAUCUUUAAAAAUAUCAUAUAAAAAAUCUAUGACUUUGCCAGAAUUAAGAAAACUUUUAGAAGCAUGGAAAGACCCUGAAGCUCUCGCAGAGAUUAUAGACGCAAGUGAAAGAAUUACGAAUUGUUUUAAACAACGUUCAGAUAGUUUGGAUUUAUCGUCCCUUUCUCUAAGUACUCUUCCUGAUGUUUUCGGUGGAAUGCAACAUGUAUAUUAUUUGUCGAUUUCCAACAAUUAUUUUUCAGAAAUACCACGAUUUUUAACUAAGUUAGCUUCGUUAAAACUAUUAAACAUGUCCAAUAAUGUAUUGUCUGAAGUGCCCGAUUUUAUCAAGGAAUUCAAACAUUUGGAAUUCUUCAAUGCCGAAUGCAAUCAACUCGAAAAGGUUUCAGAAGAAUUGGGACGUUUGCCAAAACUCCGAACGCUGCUGUUGACUCAUAACCGUAUUCUGAAUUUUCCUCAAAAUAUUCAUCGUAUCAAAAAUCGUAGUCUGGAAGACCAAGUUCCACUAGCGUCUUUUGGCAAUUUUUCUCCUGAGUUCGCAGCACGAUGGAAAGAAACUUUUCAACAUGAAACGGUAUCAGGUUAUUUCGAAAUAUGGCUGGCACGGUAUGAAGAAAUGCUCAGAUUGCCAGAAGCUGAAAACUAUCACCAAGCAUUUAAACAACGUAUCAGUACAUUGCUGGAUGCGAUGGUGAACAAUCCGGAUUUACGUAAACUGUGUUAUGAUAAAGCACGUGAUGUUAUUGCAACGUCUCAUGACGGUAUGUUAUUUGCCUUAUUUGAAAUGGAAGUCAAACAUAUUGAACAAAGAAUAAUCGAAUUACAAUUAUCUGACGAGGAAAUUCAUCAGGAAGUCGAGCGAGCCUUUAAUUUUUAUCGUUUACAAGAGCUCGCUUUAUUACACGCACAAGAGGGCUCGUAUAAAAACAAUGCGACCACGGAAGAAGCAAUAGUCGAUGCACAAGAAACGGUGUUAUUUUUUUACAUCUCUCCUGAAAACACUUUGGAAAUGCCAUUGAACUGCGAAGCACCGCGUUUUAUGUAUCAACCAGAAAUGGCUCUAGCGAAUCAUCAUGAUGUAAGAAAAGCGGUCGAACAAAUUCAACGCGAAAAAAAUGAACUUGGCCCAGAUUAUUUGAUUAAUUUUAUUUUGGAUAAGGAAUAUUGGAUUAAGUAUUUAUCAAGUCGUUACGGGAAUUUCAUCGCAGAACACACACAAGUUUUUAUGGAUCAGAUGGAAGAAGUAGAAGCAAAAAAAGACAAGAUUAGUGAAUAUGAUUAUCUCAUACAGAUGAAUGCUUUGGUUGCAGAGAAGAAUGAAUCGGAACAAAAAUUGUAUCAUCAAUUGACUAAAAAUAUUGUUGUAGAUUGA
Rotaria sp. Silwood2 is the source of this 1539-nucleotide messenger RNA. The record is from the annotation of a GenBank genome assembly. NCBI's taxonomy places the organism in Eukaryota, Metazoa, Rotifera, Eurotatoria, Philodinida, Philodinidae.